AUGCCUCAGUGCCCCUCCAGCUCCGAGCCUGGAAGAAUGAACUCCACGAUGGUGGAAGCCGGCAGCCCCAACCCCAACGUCACCCCUGCUGCUACUGCUGCUACUGGCAUGAUGGACCUGUGGACGCCACAGCAAGCCCCUCUGACCCCGGACAUGGCGAGCCCCACCAUCUUCCCCCGGGUGGGCUACAGCAUCAUCUCCUACCUCAUGUUCAUCAACACCCUCCUGUCCGUCUUCAACAACACGCUGGUGAUCGCCACCCUGGCCAGGAACCCGCAGCUGCUCAACGCCAUGAACGUGAUCAUCAUGAGCCUGGCGGUGUCCGACCUCAUGAUCGCCUGCUGCGGAUCCGCCAUCGUCACCCUCACCAACUACAAGGGAUACUUCUUCCUGGGCAAGGAGUUUUGCAUAUUUCAAGGAUUUGCCGUCAAUUACUUUGGUCUGGUGUCCCUGUGCACGCUGACGCUGCUGUCCUACGAGCGCUACCGGGUGGUCUGCAAGCCCAUGGCUGGCUUCAAGCUGACCAUGCGCCGCAGCUCCCAGGGCCUGCUGUGCGUCUGGCUCUUCUGCCUCUUCUGGGCCGUGAUGCCGCUGCUGGGCUGGAGCUCGUACGGCCCCGAGGGGGUGCAGACCUCCUGCUCGCUGGGCUGGGAGGAGCGAUCCUGGAGUAACUACAGUUACCUCAUCUUCUACACUAUACUCUGCUUCCUGGUGCCCACCACCAUCAUCAUAUACUGCUACGCCAAAGUCCUCAUCAGCAUGAAAAAGCUGAACCGUAGUGUGGAGCUCCAGGGGGGUUCCUCCAGCCUGGUGGAGAAUGAGCGUGCCAGCCGCAUGGUGUUGUCCAUGAUCGUGACCUUCUUCCUGUGUUGGCUGCCCUACACCGCCCUCUCCGUGGUGGUGGUGGUGAACCCCGAGCUGCACAUCCCCCCACUGCUCGCCACCAUGCCCAUGUACUUCGCCAAGACCAGCCCCGUCUACAACCCCCUCAUCUACUUCCUCUCCAACAAACAGUUCCGUGAGUGUGCCCUGGAGGUGGUGUCGUGUGGCCGCUACAUCCCCCACGGGACCGGAGUUCCCAGCAGCCUGCUCAUGGCCCCUAUCCUCCACCGCAGCAUCCGCCUCACCAGCACGCCAAGGCAAAGCAGGAUCGCCCCCGUCUGACCUUCAUCU
Molecule: messenger RNA, 1173 nt
Organism: Engraulis encrasicolus (European anchovy)
Lineage: Eukaryota; Metazoa; Chordata; Actinopteri; Clupeiformes; Engraulidae
Product: parapinopsin-like
Exons: 4
Coding region: 1-1164 (387 amino acids)
Biological process (GO): phototransduction; G protein-coupled receptor signaling pathway; cellular response to light stimulus
Cellular component (GO): plasma membrane; photoreceptor outer segment
Molecular function (GO): G protein-coupled photoreceptor activity
Source: RefSeq, a predicted model, not a curated record